AUGAGCCCGAAACGCGAGUAUGCAGUCCUGGCAGAGUCUGCAUUUAUGCAAGGGCGACGGCCACAGCAAGAAGAUCGACACGUGAAGAUCGCGGACUUGACCAAAGCAGCCAAGGCCUUGAACUUGCCGAUUGAUCACCUGGAGCAGCCCUGCUCCUUCUUUGCGGUCUACGACGGGCACCGCGGUCCGCUCUGCGCGGACUUCGUGGCCAAGUCUCUCCACACGCGGCUGCUGCAGCACCUCUCGCGUUCCGAGUCCCCCGAGAUCGCCGCGUGCAUGCGGGCAGCGUGCGAGGAGUUGGAUGCGGAGUUCUUGGCGAAGCAUCGCACCGCCUGCGACGGGUGCACCGUGGUCAUGGCGCUGGUCACCGGCACCUUGCUGUCGCUGGCCUGGCUCGGGGACAGCCGGGCCCUGCUGUGCAGAGGCAGCUCCAGCGGCAGUGCCGUUGCGCUCACAGAGGACCACCGACCCCAGGUGCCAACAGAAGCCGAGCGUGUUCGACGCGCUGGCGGGGUGGUGGUGAACUUUGACGGUGCCAAGAGGGUCGCCCACAAGGAUUUCGAGGCUCGAAACCGGGAGCUUCGGCGAGCCAAGGCUGUCGGCCUGGGCACGGUGGGAACUAAGCCGGUGGCUUUGGCCGUGAGUCGUGCCAUGGGGGACCGCGAUUUCAAGGUGCCAGACCAGCUGCUCAUUUCCACGCCCAGCGUAAGGAGCUUCCAACUGGAGAGCUCCAUGAAGUUCAUGGCCCUCAUGUGCGAUGGCAUCACAGAUGUCUUGAGCAACGAGCAGGUAAUCUCUGAGCUGAGCUUCCGCCGGGAUAAGGAGCCAAAGGCCAACGCGCGACAAGCCUGCGGCGCGCUGGUACAGCGGGCAUACUCGCGGGGAAGCCAAGACAACCUCACCGUGAUCAUGGUCAGCUUCCAGUGGAAGGACGGCGUGGCCCCCGAUGCAGUUGGCUGUGAGGCGCCGUGCAAGCGCCGCCGAUGCGAAUCUGAUGCUGUUGACAGAGCCCAGUCGGAAAAGGUGCAAACAUCGCAACGUCAGCGGCAAGGCAGUACUCGGGCAAACUUCAAACACCGCACAUUCACAGAGACAACCGGCGCUUGA
Molecule: messenger RNA, 1107 nt
Organism: Effrenium voratum
Lineage: Eukaryota; Dinophyceae; Suessiales; Symbiodiniaceae
Source: the annotation of a GenBank genome assembly